This is a messenger RNA of Chrysochloris asiatica (Cape golden mole), 408 nucleotides long. It is a transcript of the gene INSL5, whose product is annotated as insulin-like 5. The transcript has 2 exons. Gene Ontology annotation, biological process: positive regulation of feeding behavior. The coding region runs from base 1 to 408 and encodes 135 amino acids. Gene Ontology annotation, cellular component: extracellular region. Gene Ontology annotation, molecular function: hormone activity. The record is from RefSeq and is a predicted model, not a curated record. NCBI's taxonomy places the organism in Eukaryota, Metazoa, Chordata, Mammalia, Afrosoricida, Chrysochloridae.
AUGAGAGGCUCAGUUUUUACUUUAUUUUUAUUCUCUGUCCUACUUGCCGCCUCAGAAGUGAGGAGCGACGAGCCGUUGAAGCUCUGCGGGAAAGACUUCAUCCGAGCAAUCAUCUACAUCUGUGGUGCCUCCAGGUGGAGAAGGCAUCUGGAGGGAAGUCUUCAAGUUCAGCAAGCUGAGAAAAGAAACCACUUCCAUCUCCCAAAGGAACAUGAUGCUUCUCAGGAAAUCACAGCGCAAGAUCUUCUGAAGCCGGACUCUGCGGCAGAAGAUCUUCCUCAGGGUGGACAGCUGCCUGCGGAAGGGAUGCGGGAAUCCAGGAAGCACUCAGUGAAGUCCAGAAGAGACCUCCCCCUCUUCUGCUGCACUGCUGGCUGUAGCAUGGCUGACUUGAGCUCUUUUUGUUAA